This is a messenger RNA of Linum tenue, 734 nucleotides long. The record is from the annotation of a GenBank genome assembly. Lineage: Eukaryota; Viridiplantae; Streptophyta; Magnoliopsida; Malpighiales; Linaceae.
UUGAAGCUGUCAAUUCAGAACAAAGGCCCUGUCAUUGGUGUUAUAGAAUUGAAGUUGGACUAUACCUUUCCUGACACAAUUGUUCGAGGCAUAGGACGUCCACUCGAGGCUGAAGAUGUUGCUCGCCUUGGCCUUCAGCCAGUCCCCGACCCCUAUGAAACAGCUUCUGAUGAGGAGAAAGGGAAUGGGGAAGAGCAGGAGCAAGAGGGAGAGGAAAAGAAAAGGAAACCACACCCAAAGCCGCACCAUGAUGCCUCAAAAGUUCCGACCAGCCUUCAUGCUUUGUGUCUCAUGGGGUACAAGAAAAUUGAUGGCAGGGAGUGCUUCCUUGCCCAAGACAAUCAGGGGACAAGCUUCGGCGAUGAAGGAUUCAAGAUAAUAGACUUGGAGGCGCUCAAGUAUGUUAUGACUACGAAACUAGCUUGGGCACCUAAAGAGUAGAAUAUUGAUUAGUUGGUCGCUAAACUGGGCAGGCACGGAUUUAGGUAGAGAAGUGGGGGACUAGGAAUUGGUGGGAACAGAGCUACUUGGUGUAGUGUUUUGGGGAUGUAGAAACCAUAGUAUUAACUCUUUGUUAUUGAGUUCCCACUUUUACCACAUAUAUACAUAUGCUAACAAAAGUAUGGCGGUGCAUAUUGGGUUCUGAUUAGAAAAUUUUGUCGUGGGAAGGAUAUAGAAAGAGCUGUAACGAUUAAGAACACAACAGAUGCUACUUACUGCUCAUUUGUUUCCCC